Molecule: messenger RNA, 1260 nt
Organism: Neurospora hispaniola
Lineage: Eukaryota; Fungi; Ascomycota; Sordariomycetes; Sordariales; Sordariaceae
Product: Ca2+ regulator and membrane fusion protein Fig1-domain-containing protein
Exons: 4
Coding region: 133-933 (266 amino acids)
Biological process (GO): conjugation with cellular fusion
Cellular component (GO): mating projection tip; membrane
Source: RefSeq, a predicted model, not a curated record
AACCGUCCCUCUGGCGCAAACCUCGCGGAGGGCGGGUGUGGGUACCAGGCGCGGUAUCUAUACUAACGAAAGGGAAGAAGGGAUUCGGGAUAAAAAAAAAGCUAAACAAGGAAUCAACAUACAUACAACAAGAUGGCUAGCGGGUUCCAAUUAGGGUGGUACCGGUGGCUACCGUUCCUGGGAUAUCACCACGUCUUGAUGAUUCUCAUUAUGAUCACGAUUAUUCUACUAUCCCUUCUCCUAGCAGGCUGCUCGUCCUCAUCACCCGUCAUCCCUGAUAUCUUUUUGUUGUCGCUCUACUACGAAAACUACCAAGCCAUCCCCGACACCUCGCAGGUGCACUACGACGUCACCACCGCCAUCGCCAACAUUGUGGACGGCGCCCGUCUCCAGGCGCGCGUUGGCUUCUUUGGCAUCUGCGUUAAUCCCGAUGGCGGGUCGUGGUUGUGCAGCAACAAUGCGACAACGCUAGCGAACGAGAUCUCGGUUGAUCAGGAUCCUUUGAAUCUAGUCUGGUUGGCUGCGCAGUUCAAGGAUAUGAUUGUCUUUCCAUACUUGAUCAUCAUCGCAAUCAUCUUCGCCUUCGUUUGCCUCCUCCUCCUCGCCACCUUCCCCGGCUGGCACGAAGAGGAAGACUCGGAGGGUUCCGAGCGCGAGGUCAAACCUUUCCCUUCGCGGCCCGUCAGCCAGGUCGCCCUCGUCAUCAUCUUCAUCGCGACCAUUUUUGUCUUGGUCUCGGUGCUGUGGCAGCAUACGGCGUCGGUGGCGGCAUCCGUCAUCGCUCAGGACUUUGGCAACGGGAGCGUCAUGGCCGGCGUGGGCAGCUCGGCCAUGGUGUUGGGCUGGUUCAGCUUCACGCUGUUGAUCAUUGUCACGAUUGGUUUGCUGGUUAUGAUAUUGAGUAUGAGAGUCUUGAGCGAGCUCAUGGCCUAAGGCCCGGUAGAUUAUAGGGUUUGAAGGGGGUUUGUUGUUGGACAAAAGGGGGGAUGCGCAUUUUCUUUUUUCGUUCUUCUCAUCGCACUAUAUGGGAGGCUGGGCAAAGGCGCUGAUAGAGAUUUUCUCUUGUUUUUUCUUGUUCUACGUUUAUGUUUUUUUUUUUUUUUUCUUGAUUUCUUGCUUUCGCUUACGACGAUACCUACAACCACCCACCACCACUGCAGCUUACACACACGCUCAACCACACAUAAACACCAUACAACAACACAACAACAACAACAGCAAUCAACCUAACGGACAUAAAACGACCCGAGACGAAAGAAA